AUGUUCUUCUCAAUCUUCACCACCGUCAUUGUUCUUUCUCUCUCAACUUCUCUCUCAUACUCCACGGACUUAUUCCUCUACGGCGGGUGCACACAACAAAGGUACAACCCUAACUCGCCCUACGAGUCAAACCUCAACUCGCUCCUCUCCUCGCUGAUAAACUCAGCCACCUUCUCCUCUUACAACAACUUCACCGUCGUAGGUUCAAGCCCCAACGACGUCGUUUACGGCCUUUACCAGUGCCGCGGCGACCUCGCCAUGCAGGACUGCGCCUCCUGCGUAUCUCGCGCUGUCUCACGCGCCGGCGACCUCUGCCCGGAGGCUUGCGGCGGCGCCGUCCAGCUCGACGGUUGCUUCGUGAAGUACGACAAUGCGACAUUCUUGGGGGUGGAGGACAAGACGGUGGUGCUGAGGAAGUGCGGGCCGUCCGUCGGGUACGACCCGAAUUCGAUGGGUGUAAGGGAUGCGGUCUUGUCCGGGUUGGCGGGUUCGGGUGGGUAUUUUCGGGUUGGCGGGUCGGGUGUGUUGAAGGGUGUGGCGCAGUGCACCGGUGACUUGAGCUUCGCUGAGUGUCAAGACUGCGUGGCGGAGGCGAUCCGACGGCUGAGGAGCGAUUGCGCCGCCGCCGGUUACGGGGAUAUGUUCUUGGCCAAGUGUUACGCCAGGUACUCCACUGGUGGGGCCCACGCUUACUCCAAGGCCCAUGGUAAAUCAGGCAAUGAAGGUGAAAAGACAUUUGCCAUAAUUAUUGGAUUAUUGGCAGGUGUAGCUAUACUUAUUAUUUUCCUUGCUUUCUUGAGGAGGAUUUGUGAGGGACAAGGUAAAUAAAUUUAUUUGAG
This is a messenger RNA of Gastrolobium bilobum, 839 nucleotides long. RefSeq names its product plasmodesmata-located protein 7-like. Lineage: Eukaryota; Viridiplantae; Streptophyta; Magnoliopsida; Fabales; Fabaceae. The coding region runs from base 1 to 828 and encodes 275 amino acids. The transcript has 3 exons. The record is from RefSeq and is a predicted model, not a curated record. Gene Ontology annotation, cellular component: plasmodesma.